UUUCCCCUUUCUUUAGCUAUCAGAGCUGUUACCACCGUUGGGACGUAUGGCUUCAAAGAUGUCGACCGCUAGCAAUGGUGUUGAGGGGGCAGUCAAGCCUAGCUCAACCGAGGAUUGCACCCCAUCGGAUGAGAUUGACACGAACAUUUCGAUUGAGUUAAUUACAGUAGACGACGCUGAGGAUGUCCUGAAAUUGCUGAAAAAGUUCUUCUUCAAGGACGAGCCUUUAAACACAUUUGUCAAUCUUGGCGAAUGCAAGGAGCUAGAAAAAUAUUCCACAAAAAAUCUUCAUGACCACUGUUCCUACAAAGCAGUCAACGGGCGAGGCGAAAUUGUGGGAGUGAAUAUCAACGGAUUGAUCAACAAACCGAGAGAGACUGAUGAUGCUUCAGAAAAACUGGCUGAUGGUUGUGAUCAUCCCAAGUUUAAGAAAAUAAUGGCCCUUAUGGACUAUGUUGACGAACAUUUCAAUAUUUUCGAUUUGUAUCCCGACGUUGACCGUUUGCUGGAUAUUAAAAUUAUGUCGGUGGAUAGCCAUUAUCGUGGCUUGGGAAUAGCUGGAAAGCUCACAGAUCGUACUAUGCAGUACGUUAAGGAGAACAAUAUUAAAUUAGUGCACGUUUUAUGCAGUAGCCAUUUCUCAGCACGUGUGAUGGAAAAGAUGAGCUUUGAAGAGGUCUACAGACUACCUUACAGCGAUUACUUGGUUAAUGGAGAACAAGUGUUCAAUCCAGAGCAGCCUCAUAAUGCAGUUCGUAUUUUAACAAAAAGACUGGCCUAAAAUAGCCGCAAAAAGUAACUAUUAUAAAGCAGCAAUAUG
This is a messenger RNA of Ochlerotatus camptorhynchus, 820 nucleotides long. Its product is annotated as arylalkylamine N-acetyltransferase 1-like. Gene Ontology annotation, molecular function: N-acetyltransferase activity. NCBI's taxonomy places the organism in Eukaryota, Metazoa, Arthropoda, Insecta, Diptera, Culicidae. The record is from RefSeq and is a predicted model, not a curated record. The transcript is spliced from 3 exons. Bases 47 to 781 code for a protein of 244 amino acids.